AUGCUUGUUCAGGUCCUCUUGGGAACUGUAGCGGUGGCUAUUUUCAUUCAACCCAUACUAGUCUACCUACUGGAUCUCAAAGGUCUCAGGAAAUUUCCAGCGCCAUCCUAUGCCGCUCUCUCGUCCUUGUGGCGCAUCUCUCACAAUCUUCGCUGUCGACACUUUCUCGCCAUUCACCAGGCACAUGAAAAGCUCGGCACACAUGUUCGGAUUGCUCCAAAUCACGUUUCCAUCUCCGACCCCUGUGCCGUGAACGAAAUCUACGGCCACGGUGCCAAUCUCUUGAAAGAUGCCUUCUACGACGGCGGGGCGGGUCAACAUAGGAAUAUGGCCGACGCCAGAGUGAAGUCCGAACAUCAGCUCAAGAGAAAGACCUUGGCUCACAUCUUCGCGCAAAAGACCAUUGCAGGCCUCGAGCCUGUCAUUUCUCGGGGCAUUACCAAUCUGGUGAAGCAGGUGGACAAACAUGCUGCUUGCGGUGUGGACAUCAACAUGCGUCGCUACCUUAACUACUUCACCAUCGACGUCUUUUCAAAUCUUCUCUAUGGGGAGCCGCUUGGCUGCCUAGACAGGGGGGAUGAUGUUGUCAAAGCAGAGACUCCUGCUGGCAGGGUUUAUGAAGUCCCUUUCAUCAAGACACUACACAACGCUACCAUCAUCGGCACAGCUCUUGGAAUGGAAGCUACCUUGCUCCCUCUCUCGAAGAAAUUGUUUGCGUGGCAUUCCUACAAGCAAGCAGGCGUCGAUUACGAAAACAUCAUCUACCACAAUACCAGAAAGAGACUUCAGAACAAGGAUGCCGAAGGCGACAUCUUCUCAAAGCUGCUCAAAAAUGGGAAGGGAGAAGGCCUGAACCUUUCCCCAGGUCAGAUUUUGGCAGAAUGCGGCGUCAUGAUGAACGCUGGCACCGACACCACUACCGCCGCGCUGACUAACACCAUCUAUCUCCUCUACAAACACCCCAAAGUAUUGGCCAAGCUGCGGGAAGAACUCGAUGCUGCGGGCCUCUGUGGCGUCGUCCCGUCGUAUGAAGCUGUGGCCAAGCUCCCUUAUCUACGAGCAUGCAUUGAAGAGUCGCUUCGCUUGCGGCCUGCCAGUUCCAUGGGGUUGCCAAGAGUUGUACCUCAAGGCGGGCGUGUUCUGGCCGGUGAAUUCAUAUCAGAAGGCGUGACCGUCUCCGUACCAACGUACACUCUUCUUCGAAACCCUGACGCCUUUGAGAAUCCGGCAGAAUACAACCCCGAUCGCUGGUCCACUGGCGACAGAGAGAAGAUGGCUCAGUGCCAUCUACCUUUCAGCACCGGGCCACGAGCGUGCAUCGGCAGAAACAUUGCUUAUUUUGAACAACUGCUGGUAAUCUCUACCCUUGUCCGCCUCUUCGACUUUGAAUUCCUUGACAGCGGGUUUGAACUGGUCACACUUGAAAGAUUCAAUUCAAACCCUGGCGAAUUGGUACUUUCUUGUUGUCGUCGGCGGAUCUGA
This is a messenger RNA of Cladophialophora psammophila CBS 110553, 1482 nucleotides long. RefSeq lists its product as uncharacterized. The transcript has 3 exons. The record is from RefSeq and is a predicted model, not a curated record. Gene Ontology annotation, molecular function: iron ion binding; monooxygenase activity; oxidoreductase activity, acting on paired donors, with incorporation or reduction of molecular oxygen. Lineage: Eukaryota; Fungi; Ascomycota; Eurotiomycetes; Chaetothyriales; Herpotrichiellaceae. The coding region runs from base 1 to 1482 and encodes 493 amino acids.